This is a messenger RNA of Cuculus canorus (common cuckoo), 1883 nucleotides long. It is a transcript of the gene TMEM143, whose product is annotated as transmembrane protein 143. The record is from RefSeq and is a predicted model, not a curated record. The coding region runs from base 70 to 1617 and encodes 515 amino acids. Gene Ontology annotation, cellular component: mitochondrion. The transcript has 9 exons. Lineage: Eukaryota; Metazoa; Chordata; Aves; Cuculiformes; Cuculidae.
GGUCAGCGCUGGGGGCGUGAUCAGUGCUGGAGGGGGCGUGGCCAGCGCGGCGCAGGCGCUCGGUCAAGGAUGCUGCGUGCGACGAGAGCUCUGACAGGAGGGACCCCCCAUGCCGUGACCUCAACCUUGACCUCAGCCGGGACCCCCUGGGCCAUGCCCCCAACCUUGACCUCAGCCUUGACCCCCUGGGCCACGAGCUCCACAUUGACCUCAACCUCGACCCCGACCUUGACCCCACGGGCCACGAACUCAACGCCGGUGAAGCCCCCUGAGGCCUCAGCGCCGCUGGCCGUGUUGGCCGCCGCGGUGGCCCGGGCUCGGGGCAGGUCCAAGCGAGGCCCUGUGUUGCCACCAGGGUGGGAGUUGGAGUUCCGCGACACCUUCAUCCCCAUCAGCCGGGAACGACUGCAGGGGCUGCUGCUGCGGGAGUUCCACUCCUCAGGAUCUGCUCGCGCCUCCUUCGUGGCCGUCGCUGCCCGUCUGGACGCAGCGCUGAGCGCCCGAUACCUGCGCCUGCACCAGCACCUGCAGGCUCUCUACGCUCCGCUGGACCCGGACCAGGAGACGGCGCCGGGGGUUGCCCCACACUUGGGGGUUGCCGGGGGAUCGCCAGAGGCUGUGGCUCGCCGGGUUCGGCGCUUGGUGGCCGCGUUGGAGCCGCUGCUGCGCGAGGCCAAUUUCCAGCGCUUGCCCGAGGCCGCCAUCGCCUUCGCCCUCCUUGUGCAGCACCCCGAGGAUGAGGCCCAGGUCUCGGUCCGCCUGGAGGAUUACGAGUUGCUGCAGUUCUGGGCUCGGGGGCAGCGCCGGGGGCCCCUCCCCACCCCUGAGAGCAGCACCCCACGGAGAUGGGGCCGCAGCAGCCCUGCCCCACAGAGGCAUUACUUCAGCCGGGUGGUGGUGGUGGCUCAGCAACGGGCCGGGGCGCUGGAGUUGGCCGAGUUCCGGAAGGUUCCGUUGGAGGCCCUGGAGCUGCUGCUGGAGAAGGGCCGCGUGCGGACGCCCGGGUUGACGCGCGCCCGCCUGCACUUGGGGCUGCUGGGCUGGGCCGCCCUCCUCUUCCUCAACCUGGGGCUGGGGCUGAUGGCCGACCUCAAGGUGGGGGCGACCGCGCUGCUGCUCGGCCUCGGCGUCCUCGUCACCCUGCGCGGGACCAAGGCGUUUGCCCGUCGGCGUGAGGCGGCGGCGCUGGAGCUGGCGCGGAGCCGCUACCGCCGUAGUGCGGCACAGCACGAGGAGCUGUUGGCGGCCAUAACGCGCCGCGCGCAGGACGAGGCCACCAAGGAGGCACUGCUGGCCCAGACCUUCCUGCCCCACUGCGGGGGCCCCAAGGAACCACGGGCGCAGAUCGAGGAGCGGCUCCAGACGCAGGUGGAGGAGUGGCUGGAGCGGAAUUUCGGGGUACCCCUUGCCUUCAACGCCCCAAGAGCCUGGGAGUGGCUGCGGGCCCUGGGGGGGCACCCCAAAAGCGAGGGGGGGGAACCUCAAAACCAUGAACACACCUGGGGGGACCCUGGCUCUUGGGGACACCCCCCUUCAGAACCCCCUGAGCCAGCUGGGAGAACCCCAAAACCUGGGGGGGACCUCAAAAGCUUGAACACCCCUCCUAGCACCCCCUAAACCAGCUGGGGGACCCCAAAACCUGGGGGAGACCCCAAAAGCUUGACCUUCCCCCUCAGCAUCCCCUAAACCAGCUGGGAGACAUCCAAAACCGGAGGGGACCCCCCCAAACUAGGGGGGACCCCAAACCCCUGACCAGGUUGGGGGGGAACUCCAAAUUUGGGGGAUCGCCCCCCCCCCCCUCCAGCCCCCCCAGAUUGGGGGGGACCCCGGGAUCAAUAAAGUGGGUCCCAUGGCACCCGCGCCCGGCUCUGCUUCAGGGGCCC